GGAAUGAUCGAAACGGAGAAAGCAAACUAACUGACAAUGACAGUUCCUCCACUACUCCUCCUCCUCCUCACACUCCUCUCCCUCCCUUCCCUCCUCAUCCACGCCGCCGUAUCCGAUGCUUACCCCACCAUUCCCGGAACCGCUCCCAUCGACGGAGGUUUCUCCGAUGAUCUCAAACCCAUCCGCCGCGAGGUAUACGGCGAAGGCAAAAUCUUCGACAUCAGUCACCGAUACACGCCGGAUAUGCCGGCGUGGGACUCGAAGGAAGGAAUCGGAAGGUUUCUAUGGCUGGCUGCGAGCAUGAAGAACGGAUCGCUCGCUAACAACUCAGAGAUGAAGAUCCCGACUCACACCGGUACACACGUCGAUUCGCCUGGACACGUGUACGACGAGUAUUACGACGCUGGGUUCGAUGUAGACUCGCUUGAUCUCCAAGUUCUAAACGGUCCUGCGUUGUUGGUUGAUGUUCCGAGGAACAAGAACAUAACUGCCGAAGUGAUGAAGUCUCUUAACAUACCAAGAGGAGUUCGUCGUGUGCUUUUCAGAACAUUGAACACUGACAGGCGUCUUAUGUUCAAGAAGGAGUUUGAUACAAGCUAUGUCGGAUUCAUGAAAGAUGGCGCUCAAUGGUUGGUAGACAACACAGACAUCAAACUUGUUGGGGUUGAUUAUCUAUCAGUAGCUGCGUAUGAUGAUCUGAUUCCCUCCCACCUAGCAUUCCUAAAAGGCCGGGAGACUAUACUUGUGGAGGGAUUGAAGCUGGAUGAUGUGAAGGCAGGAGUCUACUCUGUCCAUUGCUUACCUCUAAGACUUGUUGGAGCAGAAGGAUCUCCAAUUCGCUGCAUCCUCAUCAGUUGAUUUGAUUUUCCUCCUCCUUAAACACCAUCAAACAAACAUGAAGUUUGUCUAUAAGCAAGUCUACUUAGCGCGCUAUGAACUUCGCUGACUAUGUAGCAGACAAUAAGAGAGGUGCAGAGAAGAAGAGAAGGAAGCACUUAAUAAAAAAAAAGAGUACCAUGUGUUGUAUUUUAAGGUCUUAGACUCGGCAGUAACUAAAUAAUAAAAUCAUUAUUAAUCUGAUGAUUAAUUCGGAAUUUUAUUUAGUUAGAUUUCCUUUA
This is a messenger RNA of Raphanus sativus (radish), 1118 nucleotides long. RefSeq names its product cyclase-like protein 2. NCBI's taxonomy places the organism in Eukaryota, Viridiplantae, Streptophyta, Magnoliopsida, Brassicales, Brassicaceae. The transcript has 6 exons. Gene Ontology annotation, molecular function: arylformamidase activity. The record is from RefSeq and is a predicted model, not a curated record. The coding region runs from base 37 to 858 and encodes 273 amino acids.